AUGGCAGCUCUGACGAUACAACGGACUGACAACUUUCUGCACACCUUUUUACAGGACCGGACCCCCAGCUCGUCCCCAGAGGGAGCCCCCAACACCCUGUCCUUCUUGGCCACCACCUGUAGCCAGGCCUGGCAGGUGGGGGGGACGGUUGUGGGAGGCACUGUGGGCUCCAUGGUGGGCUCUGAUGGUUCCCAGUUUCCCUAUGAGGGGUCCAUGAGGGUGGGUGCAGCCUCCGGGAUGUUCCAACUGUGGAGCAACGAGGUGGCGGUGGCCCCUAGUUCUAGUCUCAGUGCCUCCAGCCUCACUGCAGCCGCAGCCGCCCACCAGGCCAUGACGUUAACGGUGCCCAAGGUCCAGUUCCCUGUUGGACAUGGACACAGUCUGCAGGCUGGCCUGGGUCCUCACCCCCACCCCCACGCGCUCCACCAUUACCACCACCAUCACCACCACCACCACGAGCUGCCCCUGACUCCGCCGGCCGAGCCUCCGUCCGCCUACUCCUUCGAGCUCUCUCCAGUCAAGGUCCUCUCGUCCCAGAGCCAGGGCCCCAAUGGGCCGCCCUACUACCCUCAACACAACACAGUCUCUGUGGGACAGAACUUCCCCAGCUUCCUCCAGAACUCUGCCUCUUCUGCCAGGCACCAUCUAUCCGGAGGACACCACCACGUGGGGGAGGAGGGCCAGCAGGGGUGGUGGAGCCUCCCCCAGACCACUGGCCACAGCAGCUCAUCCAACCACCCCCACGCUUUCUCCCUGGGCCGGCAGCUGGUCCUGGGUCAACAGCCCCAAAUCACAGCCCUCCUCCAGGGCACCUCCAAGGGCCUGUUAUCCUCCACUCGCCGCUGCCGUCGCUGCAAGUGCCCCAACUGCCAGGCCAACGGCAGGGGACUCGAGUUUGGCAAGAAGAGACUGCACAUCUGCCACAUCCCAGAGUGCGGCAAGGUGUACAAGAAGACGUCUCACCUGAAGGCUCACCUGCGCUGGCAUGCCGGGGAGAGGCCGUUCAUCUGCAACUGGCUGUUCUGUGGGAAGAGCUUCACGCGCUCCGACGAGCUACAGCGCCACCUCAGAACACACACCGGAGAGAAGAGGUUUGGAUGCCAGCAGUGUGGAAAGAGGUUCAUGAGGAGCGACCACCUCUCCAAACACGUCAAGACUCACCAGAGUAGGAAGAGCCGGUCCGGUGGGAACACGUCAGACUCUCUAUUGGCCAAUAUCAAGAGAGAGUAAAGCAGACUAUGAGGGCCGCAUUAUAGAGUCAAGAGAUUGCAACGUGUGACUGCACUGUAACUAACUGCCACAGACCCUGAGAUAGAGUGGAGCGAACCACGAGGACAGAUUAUACACUCUAGCAUAUUCUGUUGUCGUGAGAGGUAUUUCAUAACAAGGGAAACCAAGUGCGUGGCGAGGUUUAGGAUUUAUUUAUGGAUACAGAGCAUUCACUGUGAUGGGCAUUUCUAGUUAUCACACAAAAUGAUUAGCAAGAUCAAAGGAACUCUUUCCUCUUAAUGAUGACAUGGUUCCAACAGUGAUCAUCUAUCAAAGUCCAAGGCAUUCAUUUGAUUUACAUUUGAUUUGUAAUAUUAAAAUGUAAAUAAUUCAGCAAAUGUGUGUAAUAUGCAAAUAAUCAACUUUCUGCAUGUUUCACCUUUUAGAAUCUGGAAAUCUUUUUGGUUAAUGAACUGUUAAUUAC
Oncorhynchus nerka (sockeye salmon) is the source of this 1693-nucleotide messenger RNA. Its product is annotated as transcription factor Sp5-like. Gene Ontology annotation, molecular function: DNA-binding transcription factor activity, RNA polymerase II-specific; RNA polymerase II cis-regulatory region sequence-specific DNA binding. Gene Ontology annotation, biological process: regulation of transcription by RNA polymerase II. Lineage: Eukaryota; Metazoa; Chordata; Actinopteri; Salmoniformes; Salmonidae. The transcript is spliced from 2 exons. The coding region runs from base 1 to 1230 and encodes 409 amino acids. The record is from RefSeq and is a predicted model, not a curated record.